ACAAGUGCAUCUCCUAACCAGGUCACAUUUCAGCCGCGACCCAACCUCCGUCAGUCAGCGGAGUCAGCCCGCAGGAGGAGGGCCGAGGACGACCGCCGCCUUGCUUCCCCGGCGGCGUGGAGGGACGGGCACCAGGGCGCUCCAACCGAGCCGGAACCGAGACCCCCGAACCCCAACCCGGACCACGAUGAGCGCCCCGGGCCGCGGGCGGCUGGCGCUGCCGCUGCUGCUGCUCUUCGCCGCGGCCGCCCUGGCCGAAGGCGACGCCAAGGGGCCCAAGGAAGGCGAGACCCCCGGCAAUUUCAUGGAGGAUGAGCAAUGGCUGUCGUCCAUCUCACAGUACAGCGGCAAGAUCAAGCACUGGAACCGCUUCCGAGACGAGGUGGAGGAUGACUACAUCAAGAGCUGGGAGGACAAUCCACAAGGAGAUGAAGCCCUGGACACCACCAAGGACCCCUGCCAGAAGGUGAAGUGCAGCCGCCAUAAGGUGUGCAUCGCCCAGGGCUACCAGCGAGCCAUGUGCAUCAGCCGUAAGAAGCUGGAGCACAGGAUCAAGCAGCCCACCCUGAAACUCCAUGGAAACAAGGACUCCAUCUGCAAGCCCUGUCACAUGGCCCAGCUUGCUUCAGUCUGUGGUUCCGAUGGCCAUACUUACAGCUCCGUGUGUAAGCUGGAGCAGCAGGCGUGUCUGAGCAGCAAGCAGCUGGCGGUAAGGUGUGAGGGCCCCUGCCCCUGCCCCACAGAGCAGACGGCCACCUCCACAGCGGACAGCAAGCCAGAGACUUGCACCGGUCAGGACCUGGCUGACCUGGGGGACCGGCUGCGGGACUGGUUCCAGCUCCUUCAUGAGAACUCCAAGCAGAAUGGAUCAGCCAGUGGUGCCGCCAGCCCGGCUGGCCUGGACAAGAGCCUGGGGGCCAGCUGCAAGGACUCCAUUGGCUGGAUGUUCUCCAAGCUGGACACCAGCGCUGACCUCUUCCUGGAUCAGAUGGAGUUGGCUGCCAUCAACUUGGACAAGUAUGAAGUCUGCAUCCGUCCCUUCUUCAACUCCUGUGACACCUACAAGGAUGGCCGAGUCUCCACUGCUGAGUGGUGCUUCUGCUUCUGGAGGGAGAAGCCCCCCUGCCUGGCCGAGCUGGAGCGCAUCCAGAUCCAGGAGGCCGCCAAGAAGAAGCCAGGCGUCUUCAUCCCGAGUUGCGAUGAGGAUGGCUACUACCGCAAGAUGCAAUGUGACCAGAGCAGUGGUGAUUGCUGGUGUGUGGACCAGCUGGGGCUGGAACUGACUGGUACCCGCACUCAUGGAAACCCUGACUGUGAUGACAUCGUGGGUUUCUCAGGGGACUUUGGGAGUGGUGUCGGCUGGGAGGACGAGGAGGAGAAGGAGACCGAGGAAGCAGGCGAGGAGGCCGAGGAGGAAGAAGGCGAAGUGGGCGAGGCGGAUGAUGGAGGCUACAUUUGGUAGAUGGCCCUCCUGAAGCCGUGGCAGGCCAGGGUGCCAACGGCCAGGGAACCAGGCCAGCAGAAACCUAGACGGCAGCAGGCAGCUUAGCAAAUGGAUCCGGAAAUUAGUGGGAAGGACCUUGGCUCCAGUGGGGCCAAUUGGAUGUGCGAGUGCAUGGCUCAUGGAUAGCUUGUAUGGCUAAGAUGGAUGAGUGUGUGUGUGUGUGUGUGUGUGUGAGAGAGAGAGAGAGAGAGAGAGAUGCACCGACAGACAUGUCCUUGAUCCACAGUGCCCCUGGCAGAGUGCAUACCCAAAGCCCCCUCAACCUCCUUCUAGUUCUUUCCUUUGCAUUUGUUGUUGGUUUUAAAAUACUCACAUACACACAUAUGCAUACACACACACACAUGCACACACUUCCAUUGCCCCACUCUAAUACCAUGGGGGGCCCCCUGCCUCAACCAGUCCUGCCUCCUUCCUCCCCUGCCUGUCCUUUUCCCUCCUGCUUCUGUGAUGGUCAAAGUUGGGGGUGGGUGGGAGGCAGGAAGUUGCCUGUGGCUGGAGCUCCUGUCCAUGUUGGGCCUGUUUGGUGUCCCCCACCCCAAUAUCUGGUCAGGUUCAGGCCACUGGCCACAGCAAGCCUGCCCCUGUGCUGAAUUCCUCAGAACCAGAAAACAAACAAACAACUAACUCCUAACCCAAGCCAGAAAGACCGAAGGGGCCCGAGUGGAAGCUGGGCAGACAGGGACCUCUCUGAGGACCUUACCAAGAUGUCCAAGGUUUUCCCCCUUUUCAGACCCAGUUUCUGCCCCCGCCCCAUUCACUCUGGGGAACCCGAGGACCCGGAUCAGUAGGUACAUGCCUAUCUCCCCCUGGCUCCCUAACUAAAUGUCCCCUUCCUGCCCAGGCCAGUCCCAAAAACCCUAUAAAAGGAAACAAACUGUUGGGGGUGACAUGGGUCAUUCCCCACUGUGGGGCUCCCUCUGCCCCUGAGCCCCCCAAGGGCUGCCCUAGGAGAACAACAGCCCGAAGUCCUGUAGUGUUGAAGAGAAGUCAAAAGAGUCAGUCAGAUGGAACAAAAUGGGGAGAGGUGGGUACUUUAUUGUGCCCCCAAACGUCCUGAUGGCCCUCCUUAAUGAAGAAUUUCUCACCUGGACUUGGGCCUCUGGUGUCCUUUGGUGCAAUAGAAUGUUGUGUGUGUGUGCAUGUGUGCAUGCAUGUGUGAGUGCGUGUGUGUGUGUUUGCACAUGCCUGGGAGUGCAAGGAGAGCCCCCUGUGUGCUGGGAGGGAAGUGGCUAUGUGGGGUCCAUGUGGUGAGGCUCCCUGGGCAAGGCCCCCCAGCCUGGCUCUCCCCAGCAUCUCCUGCUUCUGCUGAGCUGAGUGAGCAUCCGUUGGAUGUUAGGAAAGAGCCCCGCCCUGACCGCCCUGGAAUCGACGUCUCCUCUUGGCGGAAAUAACAAAACUCCACUUUGCCCCAUAAAGCGCUUCUCAUCUGCAGCACA
Molecule: messenger RNA, 2940 nt
Organism: Perognathus longimembris pacificus (Pacific pocket mouse)
Lineage: Eukaryota; Metazoa; Chordata; Mammalia; Rodentia; Heteromyidae
Gene: Spock2
Product: SPARC (osteonectin), cwcv and kazal like domains proteoglycan 2
Exons: 11
Coding region: 188-1462 (424 amino acids)
Molecular function (GO): calcium ion binding; protein binding
Source: RefSeq, a predicted model, not a curated record